This is a messenger RNA of Trematosphaeria pertusa, 960 nucleotides long. RefSeq lists its product as uncharacterized. The record is from RefSeq and is a predicted model, not a curated record. The coding region runs from base 1 to 960 and encodes 319 amino acids. The transcript is spliced from 4 exons. Lineage: Eukaryota; Fungi; Ascomycota; Dothideomycetes; Pleosporales; Trematosphaeriaceae.
AUGAAGUUCUCGAUAUAUGCGGCGGCGAUUGCGGGGGGUUCGCUAUUUGCUUCGACAGUGGCCUCGCCGGUCAGGCCUGGGAGGAGUGGCCUACAGAGGACUGCGACGAAGAUGGAGGCGCGGGGGCUGAGCAAAGAGGAGAAGGAGAGAUUGAAAUACUUUCACGAGCCUGGGGAAGGCGACGUUAUGGGACAUUAUGAUGCUCGUUACUUCAAAGGCGUCGUUGCCGACGACGAGCGCACCGAUACACAACUACACAUGAUCCGCGCCUACCUCGACUUCUUCCGACAGGAGGGCCUCGAUACAUGGAUAGCACACGGGACAUUGCUUGGAUGGUGGUGGAACGGAAGGCGACUACCUUGGGACUGGGAUAUGGACACGCAAGUGUCGGGCGCUACACUCGCAUUCCUCGGCGAAAGGUACAAUCAGACGCACCACAAAUACGUCUCCGAUGACGGCAGCGUCAAACGUGAAUACCUGCUCGACGUGAACCCUAUGGCAAGAGAACGAGAACGGGGAGACGGCAUGAACAUCAUCGAUGCACGGUGGAUUGAUCUUAGGAACGGUCUCUUUAUCGAUAUCACUGGUCUAAGCGAGACGCAUCCGGAUACCGCGCCGGGAGUGUGGAGUUGCAAGAACUACCAUCGAUAUCACACUUCAGAUCUAUAUCCGAUGCGCGAGACUGUGUUUGAGGGCGUUAUCGCGAAGGUUCCGUAUUCGUACGACAAGAUCUUGAUCCAGGAGUACCAGGAGAAGGCGCUUGUCGUGACAGAGUUCCAGGGGCACGCAUGGGACCCGAACCGGAAAGAAUGGCUCAAGACCGCCGAGCAAAUCGAAAAAGAUCGCCAAGACGCUGAGAAACGGAAGCAGGAAGAGGAGGAACGCAGGAAGAAAGAGGAAAAGAAGAAGGAAGAGGAGCAGAAAAAGAGCGCAGCGGAAGAGGGCGAGGGAGACAGGUAA